UCGUACCAGAGAUGUGUGACGAACCCGCCGCCGUUGCAAGCGCUGGACGAACAUCUCCCUUUUCGGACCAUGAGGCCUCCGCUGAAGUUCCAUGGCAGUCCAGCUCAGAUGACUGCGGCCGCUUUGCCCAUGCUGGGCUUCUGUAUCAACCGCAUGUCCAUGAACGAGCACCUGGGAUUUUUCUCCUUCUUCAUUGCCAUAGGCUUAGUGAUGCUUGGGCUUUGUUGGGGCCUCGGUCCUGCCUUCUUCCCACGAGUAGACCAUCCAUUGCACAAGCUGGAUCGAAUACGCUGGAUUUGUGGAUGCAUUUGCUUCCUUGUCCUGGUUGUAUCUUCCAUGGUCUCCGAUGGUGCGGUCCAUGUCUUCCUACGGCUACGUCCUCACAUGCAGCUGAGUCUGGAGGACUUUGCGGAGGGAAAAGCGGAUGGUGCCGGUCUGGUGACCCUGGAGGCUCAUUUGGAUCUCAGCCGCAUAGGUGCUGCAGCCCAUUGCUCAGAUUGCACUGCUAGUGAAUGCGCAAAGAAGGACUGUCGAGCAGAGGCCGGUUUAAGCCCUUUAUCCUCGGAGAUUCCCCUACUGCGCAUCGAUGACCUGGACGCUUACAGCGACAGCUCCGAGCUGUUUGGGCGUCGGCUCUCCGGCGCGGGCGCAGGAGGAGGCGGAGGUGGAGGCGGAAGCUCUUCUGGAAAAAAGCAAUGCUCCAUUACUUGCGUGUAUGCAGCGCCCUUGAGCCUGACUUCUGAUGCCGAUUUCCCGAUGGCCUGGGCCGUGGGGAGCUCAUGGCUUCCACGGCACCCCUCCGGCACCACGAAAUUCACCUGGUGGACCGGGGAGCGCCAAGACUAUGCGCGAGCCAUGGAUGAAGCUGUAGCACAACAGCUGCCAGAGAGGCUGAAGGCAUGUGAUGGGCAACGAGCUGUUCCAAACUCUGAGAAUUGGUGGAGUAAAUGCCGCAGCUCGGGCUUCAUCAAUUGCCGCGCGAGAAGCCUUGCGGGAAAGUGUUGCUGUCACGUGGGUGAACGAUUGGGAGACAAUGGUUGUGAGAGCUGUGGAGCUCUCCAGGAGAGGCUGUCAGCCUUACAUCAGCUGCCCCUUUUGUACUCUCUAGCUCCAGAUGCUGGGCUACGAAGUUUCUACCUGAUGCUGAUUUGUUCCUUUGUACUGCUACCGCUCCCCUGGGCGGUCCUAGCACGUGUGCUUUGGCAAUUGGCCGAGCCCACCGAGAGCUUUCUGCAGCAUGAGGCACGGCAUCAGCGGAAGCACAUCGCGGAGACCUGGACGGGCACUGCAAACCUCCAUGGUCCUUUGUCUAUCCAAGUGGUGAACAUGGCUGGACAGUGCCGAACCGUCUCGGGGUUCAGAGAAAGCUCACUGUUGGUCCAUUUGCGCAGAUCAGUUGCAGAGGUGUUCAGUGUGGAUUUUCAGCAGAUUGGCUUGGUGUUUGGCGGUGAGCUUCUUUCACCUGACUUGGAUUUUAAGACUCUGGGCGAUUUGGGUAUCCACGAUGAAUGCACAGUGUCCUUUGUCCUCUCACAGGUAGAGUCCACUCCGCGAAAGGAGAGGCUGGCGGGCCACUCUGAAGGCAACGCCCUCGCUUUCUUUCGGCGCAACCGCAACGUGUACAAAGCGCUUGAUUGCCCUCACCUGGGACAGUUGCGCCUGGCGCGGGGCACGGUGGCCAACUUCGGCCGCGAAUACGCCAAGGGAUGGAACUGCGACGGCUGUGAGCGCCAUUUCGCUUCAGGUACACAGCUCUACCGCUGCGACUUUUGUCAGAUCGACUUCUGUCAAGAAUGCGCCGCGGAGUAGGACUGGAGUUUGGUGUUGCCGAUUUCACAACCCCAGUCUUGCAGGAGGGGCGGCGUGCCUUACAAGCAUGCAGGAGCUUAGUGAGAACUGCUCCUAGAGCCGUGCUAUGCCGUGCUAUGUGUUUGCCCGGAAUCACCCUACUUCCAUUGAGCAGUAUCGAUGCAAUUCAGUGUUUGUUAGUCCUCAUGUCGAGCUGUUCGACGCUGUUCAUCUCAAGAUUUCAGUAAGUUCGGAUGCUUUGGCAUUUGAGAUUUCCAAGUGCCGUUACUUCAUGUACAGGGAAGCGGCGCUCAGGGGAAAA
Molecule: messenger RNA, 2110 nt
Organism: Durusdinium trenchii
Lineage: Eukaryota; Dinophyceae; Suessiales; Symbiodiniaceae
Source: the annotation of a GenBank genome assembly